AAUCGUGAGCUGACUUUUUUUCUCAGAAUUGGACCAUGAUGCACAAUUGCGAGAAGAAUUCUAAAUUCUAAAAAGUGAAAAUAUCUAAACGAUAAGACCGUUCUUUUCUUCAUUUUCUUGAGGGGAUCUCAGAUUAUCAAGGUCCCUGGCUGUCCUGGAAGGAGUUAUGGAUGAUGAACCUAGCUGAAUGGAGAGGCUGUGAUGAAGUGUUAGGCACACUGGGAUGCGAGCAGCUAUACUGUCGGAUCAUCUGGCUGGAAUGAGAGGUCCUGUGUGACUCGUUUGAUAUAAUAUUGAGUAUGACCGUAAACAUCAAGGCACCGCAGUGCCAUGCGCCGCUCCGCAGGCUCCUGUAGACUCGGUUCCGGUGCUACUGCAAUGCUCGCCGGACCCCUCCGCUUCCGCGUGCCUCUGUGAUCCAGGCAAAGGGCGCGAGGAUGAGCACAGACCUGGAGCGCCUGUCGCUCAACUCUUCCUCGGGCAACUCCGUGGCUUCCAGCGCGCGUUCUCUGUCCGCCAACGUGAAGAAGCUUCACAACGCUCUCAACCUGCUGCUCAGCGACCCCGAGAGAGAGCAGUUCAUCCACUGCCUCAACGUGUACCACUCCAAGCGCAAUGUGUACGAUCUGGUCCAGACGCUUAAGGUUAUACUGAACGUCCCGAGCAAGCGUCAGCUCCUGCCCAUGCUGCGUCUGGUCAUUCCGCGCUCGGAUCAGCUUCUGUUCGAUCAGUACACAUCAGAGGGGCUCUACUUGAAAUCUGAUGUGCUUGCGCGCAAUGGUGACCCGGACGGCUCCCAAGAGGCUGCUAAUUCCAGUCCAACACACGGGGCUCAUUUCUCGCCUGCUUGCGCGCCUCAAGCCGCUCUGCGCGGAUCUCCUGACAGUAUCAGCACCAGCAGCGAUGGGACAGCGACUCUUAUUCCUUUACUGGGCAGCAAUUUCUUACCGGAGCCCCCUGGAGAGAUCCGACAGGUGAUCCUCAAGCGUCACAAGAGCAACGAGGGUUUGGGAUUUAGCAUCCGCGGAGGUUCCGAGCAUGGAGUUGGGAUCUAUGUGUCGCUGGUGGAACCGGGUUCACUGGCAGAAAAGGAGGGUUUGAGAAUAGGAGACCAGAUAAUGAAAGUUAACGACAAAGUGUUCGACCGGGUCACGCACGCAGAAGCAGUUAAGGUGCUGAAGGGCAGCAAAAAGCUCUCCAUGUCGGUGCGUUCUGUGGGCCGUAUCCCAGGUGGUUAUGUCACGAAUCAUGUCUACACCUGGGUGGAUCCACAGGGGCGCAGUGUGUCCCCACCCCCUGACCUGCUGGCUGAGCAUCGCAGUGCCACUCUGCGCAGGUCUAACAGUCAGGGCCGCAGUCACAUGCAACUUCUCCAAGACGGAGAUGAGAAGAAGGUAAAUUUGGUGCUGGAUGACGGCCGUUCUCUGGGUCUCAUGAUCCGCGGAGGGGCUGAAUACUCUCUGGGUAUCUACAUUACAGGUGUAGACAGAGCGUCUGCAGCAGAGUGUGGAGGACUGAAGGUGGGAGAUCAAAUCCUCGAGGUCAACGGACGGAGUUUCCUCGGCAUCCCACACGAUGAAGCCGUACGAGUGCUGAAGUCUUCACACCAUCUGAUGAUGACGGUGAAGGAUGUCGGGCGACUGCCUCAUGCCCGCACCGUAGUGGGCGAGACCAAGUGGAUCGCAAGCUCGCAGAUCACAGAGAGUUCUGCCAGCAGCAGUGUCACAGGCCUCUCUCUGGACCAGGGAGCAUCAGCAUCAGGAAAGGGUGGCUUUUAUAAAGGUGUGGCGGGAUCUCAGGUGACUCUGUCGAGUUUGGUGAACCAGAGCAGGGCUAUGCUGGAGGAACAGGCGAGGCAUCUGCUGACCGAACCAGAGAGGCAGACUAUGGGUUACUACAUCCAAGAGUACCGUGAUGGACACAUCGGUGUUGAGCAGCUCGUCAUGGCCCUCUUUGAGCUCUUCAAUACACAUGCCAAGUUCUCUCUGCUGUCCGAGGUGAGGGGACUCGUGACCCCUCAGGAUGUGGAGAGAUUUGACGGUCUGGUUCUGAAACGAGAGAUCGAAGCCCUGAAGGCAAGGCAAGGGGGUGGAGCUGGAUUUCAGGACUCCUUCUCCAUGGUCUCGUACCCUGAUACGCUGGCCUCCUCCUCAGCCAGCUUCAUGACCAACACCACUCUCAGCUCUGCACGGGAAAGACUGCUCUGGCUGAUAGAUAUGAUGGAGAACGACGGUGUGGCAGAGAACAACGGGGAACAGUCUCUCGAGCGUAGCAAUGCCCUGCCAGACAUCUCUCUGGAUGAGGUUCAUUCCACCUCUGAUUCCCCUCCUUCCUUUAAACCCCCUCCUCCCCCAGGGCUUCAGCACCGUCCCAGUCGAAAAUCCACACUUAGUAAACGUCACUCUUCCAGCUCCUCCCAAUCGGGCUUGUACUUCACCGCCCCUUCUCGUUCCCAUACCAAAGAACCCAAACACCCAAAAACUCCCAAACAUCGCACUUCUCCUCCUGACACCCUCAAGAUCAUGAGCCAGCACCCUAUCGGACCAUUCCCUCGGGUCCAGUCUCCUAAUAAGGGGAAGCCUGCUGUCAAGUCCUCGUCUCCGAAUCCUCCGCCCGCCCCUAAUGUACCUGCACCGCCUGGGCCACCUCCUCCUCCUCCACCCCCCUGCCCAGAUAAACCCGCCCCUUCGUCCCCAGCAUCCAAUCAGCAUUUUGUCAUGGUGGAGGUGCACAGGCCCAACGCAGAACCUGAUGUGAACGAGGUGCGGCCGCUGCCACAGGCACGAGGAGGGACGUUGUCCCAGCUCUCAGACAGCGGACAGACCCUCAGCGAGGACAGCGGUGUAGAUAUUGCUGAAUCUGGACGUCUAAGUAAGGAUAGCAGCCCACGUCCCGCCCGGACUAGAGCCCCACGGGAUGGGCACGGAGGAGGAGAAACAUCUGCCAAACCGCCGGGUCUGUUGGAGCCGACCUCCUCUCUAGUGAGAGUGGCAAAAAGUGCCAGCACUCUGGGCAUUGCAAUAGAAGGCGGGGCAAACACACGGCAGCCCCUCCCACGCAUUGUUACCAUACAAAGAGGUGGUUCGGCUCAUAACUGUGGACAGCUAAAGGUGGGUCAGGUAAUCCUAGAGGUGAACGGCGUGUCUCUCAGAGGAAAGGAACAUCGGGAAGCUGCACGUCUCAUAGCGGAGGCCUUUAAAACCAAAGAGAAGGACUACAUUGACUUCUUGAUCACAGAGUUCAACGUGGCUCUAUAGGACCGGACGAGUCCCAUGAAUUGAAUAAAAAGCACUGGGACACGCCUCGACAUGUCUUGCCAUGAUUAACCCCCAGAAUCCUGUAACAUUUCAUACACUUCGGCUCAUCCUCUUCUGUGAUGUUUUGAAACCAGUCACUGUUUGAAAGGCCAUCCUGUGUGGACCAACCCCAUGUUGACCUUUACAGCGGAAAAUGCCAGGAUAGAGUAAAAGUUCAGUCGGUUCUGGCCGGUUUGUUUUAGAUGAUUGGACCAUCUUUUCAGUUGGCUUAUUCCUUGAGCUUCUAAUAUAGUGAGAUUUGGUCACCUGACCACAAGAGACUCUUCAUUAGGCUUGGAUCUGCAUAUGAACGUGUCAUGGAAAUCAUCGUUGUUUUUUUUUAAAGUCAUAGCUAUUUUCUAAGAAAUAUGUGCAAAUGGAUAAAAUGUGUUUAUGUGUAAAGUUUAUGAGGUGGACAUAACUACUGAUUCUAGUAAAUAGUGACUAUAUAGAAAUUUAAACUAAAGUGCUUCUCAUUCCAGUUUGCUGUGAAGAGAACUGCUGGAACAUCUGUUAUCUGCCUUUUUUGAAAUAGUCAGCCGGUUUCAAUAUUUUAUUAUUGUUUGUGCUGUUUUGGGGUUUUUUUGUGCGUCAUGCAGUAAUUACUAAACCAUGGCAAUCAGUCAUUAGGACAGAAAUGCUGGAGUCCUCAGAGAUUGCUACUCUGUUCAAAUACCUAGUGAGCUGCCUACGUAGACAGCAUUUUAAGACAGCAGGCACUUCUGAUGUGAAGAGAAGAGCUUGUUUUGGCCAAAUUUUAAGGCAACAACACGUUCAUCACAGCUCACCAAUAAGGAUCCCUCACUGACACUGUCCCAUACCAUUCAAAAUAUGUGGCGUCAUAUUUUUUUUUAUGUUUUUCGAAGAAGUCUCACUAAGCCUGCAUUUAUUCGAUCAAAGAUACAGUAAAAACUGUAAUAUUGUGAAAUAUCAUAAUAUCAAUAUUCUUAAUUAAUAUAUUUUAACAUGUAAC
Molecule: messenger RNA, 4269 nt
Organism: Pimephales promelas (fathead minnow)
Lineage: Eukaryota; Metazoa; Chordata; Actinopteri; Cypriniformes; Leuciscidae
Source: RefSeq, a predicted model, not a curated record